AUGUACCGCAAAAGCGGCCCAGCCUAUCCAUUGACACGCCUGGUAUAUGUAUCGGUUCGGUGGCUGGGGAUUGGUUGCAAAUGCCCAUCUCGGUAUAUACGCGGGGACUGCAAGAGUGACAAUCUUCGCCUGUCGUAUACAGCCUUGUCGACUGUCUUCUCUGGGGAACUGCGGGACUGUGAUAUCCGAAUAAGCAAGGAACCCGAUAAGAACUAUUGGAAGAAUAAGUUUCAAGAACUGGGGUUGCCUAGAACGCACCGUAUCUUCACCAUCGUGGCCUUGAUCUCCGGGCGGGAAGGCGACAUGCUCCGGGUAUUGCUGUGCAGCUGGCGCUUUGAGAAUAACUGUCUGUAUCGUGAGGAUAUUUUUCGCAUGCGCAGCUCGCUUGGAGAGCAGGUUACACGUAACGACUGGUUGAAGAUCAGCUUGGCGAGUCAGGGCGAUGUCAACUGUACGCGGUUUGACCACCUCAAAAACAAGCAGUCUUUUGCCUCUACCUCUUCUCCUCCUCGUCUGUGGCUGACUGGGCCCAUCAGACUUUUCCCCUUCGCCUUGGACCGAGAACACCCAAGUAAUUAA
Messenger RNA from Penicillium crustosum, 579 nucleotides. RefSeq lists its product as uncharacterized. Bases 1 to 579 code for a protein of 192 amino acids. The record is from RefSeq and is a predicted model, not a curated record. The transcript has 2 exons. Lineage: Eukaryota; Fungi; Ascomycota; Eurotiomycetes; Eurotiales; Aspergillaceae.